AUGAUAAUUAAUUUUUUGUUAUUCAAUCUAUUGAUUAUUGAAAGUUUAGGGGCAUUACCCAAAAGUACUCCAAUUAGUCUUCCUGUUGAAAUAAUAACAAACUUGAGUAGUGAAACUGUUAGUAUUACUGAAUGUUCAAAUUCCAUAGAAAAUGUUUAUGCUGCCUCAUUUAUUUUUGAUUCACCUAAAGAAACGAUUAUUAAUUAUGAAACAACCUCUUCGUUAGAUUUUAAAAUAAUGUUACAAAGUAGUUCUUCAAAAGAGUGUAUUUUAUUAGAGAAAAAUAAAUCCAGUAAUAUUACAACAACACUCCAAUAUAGGGUCAUUGUUAUUUCAUCUACUGCAUUAGUAGAAAAUCAGUCAAUUGAAUUCUCAUUAAAUUAUGUCCCACAACAAAACGAUACUCUUGGAACUGUUUCUGAUUAUCCAUUUUUCCAUAUGGUAACUGUCCCACCUUUAAUUAUACCUUCUUCAGAUAUUUGUCAUUUACAAUCAGCUCCGUAUAAUAAUAUCUAUGGAUACACCUAUCAAAUUAAAUCAAACACAGAUGAUAUUCUUGAAAUAAAUACUUGUGGAUAUAGUGAAGGUGUUACUGGUAUCUAUGUAACUAAUGGUGAUAAAUGUUUAAAAACUAUUAAUUCAUUUCAAACAGCUGAUGUUCAGUGUUUUGAUGGGAUUGGGUCUCGUUUAGAAGUAGAAAUACAUCCAGAUUUGACAUUAAAUAUUCACAUUGGAUUUCUCUCAGCUUCAGAAAAAGAAAGAAUGUUUUUGUUAAAUAUUACAAAAAUUGGUGAUGCUAAAGAAGAACAUGAAGAUUGGCAAUUAUGGAUGUGGUUUGGUAUUGUCACUGUAGUGAUUAUGGUGGUUAUUGUAUUGAUGGUAGUUGCUAUUUUCAUUUAUGAAUUUAUUCAAAAAAAACGAUAUAACCGUUUUUCAGAAACAUUUUAA
Messenger RNA from Entamoeba dispar SAW760, 948 nucleotides. RefSeq lists its product as uncharacterized. Bases 1 to 948 code for a protein of 315 amino acids. The transcript has a single exon. The record is from RefSeq and is a predicted model, not a curated record. NCBI's taxonomy places the organism in Eukaryota, Evosea, Mastigamoebida, Endamoebidae.